Loxodonta africana (African savanna elephant) is the source of this 6328-nucleotide messenger RNA. RefSeq names its product histone deacetylase 5 (gene HDAC5). Gene Ontology annotation, molecular function: histone deacetylase activity. Bases 178 to 3762 code for a protein of 1194 amino acids. The record is from RefSeq and is a predicted model, not a curated record. NCBI's taxonomy places the organism in Eukaryota, Metazoa, Chordata, Mammalia, Proboscidea, Elephantidae. The transcript is spliced from 26 exons. Gene Ontology annotation, biological process: negative regulation of transcription by RNA polymerase II.
GGUGGCGGCGGCGAGCGGAGCCGGAGGAGCCGCCGCAAAGAUGGAGGAGCCGUCGAGGAGGCGCUGCCGCUGCUGCCGCCGCCGCUGCUGCCGCCGCCGCCCGCGAAGCCGGAGCUCGAGUCGCAGGGGGGAUGCCGUUCUGAGUGCCUGACCGCCUCGCCCGAAGGAUGGCCUUGGAUGGGCAUUAGAGGCACGGCGGCCCCGGGCUCCCGUCCCGUCUGUCCGUCUGUCUGUUAUCGUCUGUCUCUCUUGACAUCACUGCAGCUCCACCCUCUCCUGCCCCAGCCCCCAACGCCAGUUUCCUGCGGGCCCCAAGCCGGCAUGAACUCUCCCAACGAGUCGGCAGAUGGAAUGUCAGGCCGGGAGCCAUCCUUGGAAAUCCUGCCGCGUACUCCUCUACACAGCAUCCCUGUGGCAGUGGAGGUGAAGCCAGUGCUGCCGGGAGCCAUGCCCAGCUCCAUGGGGGGUGGCAGUGGAGGCAGUGCUAGCCCCGUGGAGCUUCGGGGAGCUCUGGCAGGCCCUGUGGACCCUGCGCUACGUGAGCAGCAACUCCAGCAGGAGCUGCUGGCGCUCAAGCAGCAGCAGCAGCUGCAGAAACAGCUCCUGUUUGCCGAGUUCCAGAAGCAGCACGACCACCUGACACGGCAGCACGAAGUCCAGCUGCAGAAGCACCUCAAGGUGACCGAGGGAGGUGCAGGGGGCCGCCCAGACGCCCGACCCCUGUCUGGGCCCAACUCACCACCUUCUACCCCUGUGCCCCUGCAGCAGCAGCAGGAGAUGCUGGCAGCCAAGAGGCAGCAGGAGUUGGAGCAGCAGCGGCAGCGGGAGCAGCAGCGGCAGGAGGAGCUGGAGAAGCAGCGCCUGGAGCAGCAGCUGCUCAUCCUUCGGAACAAGGAGAAGAGCAAAGAGAGUGCCAUCGCCAGCACCGAGGUGAAGCUGAGGCUCCAGGAAUUCCUGUUGUCGAAAUCAAAGGAGCCCACUCCGGGCGGCCUCAACCAUUCCCUCCCGCAGCACCCCAAAUGCUGGGGAGCCCACCAUGCUUCUUUGGACCAGAGUUCCCCUCCCCAGAGCGGCCCUCCUGGGACGCCUCCUUCCUACAAACUGCCUUUGCUUGGGCCCUAUGACAGCCGCGAUGACUUCCCCCUCCGCAAAACAGCCUCUGAACCCAACUUGAAAGUGCGUUCAAGGCUAAAGCAGAAGGUGGCCGAGCGGAGAAGCAGUCCCCUCCUGCGCCGCAAGGAUGGGACUGUUAUUAGCACCUUUAAGAAGAGAGCUGUUGAGAUCACAGGUGCUGGGCCUGGGGUGUCGUCUGUGUGUAACAGCGCGCCAGGCUCUGGUCCUAGUUCUCCCAACAGCUCCCACAGCACCAUCGCUGAGAACGGCUUUACUGGCUCCGUCCCCAACAUCCCCACCGAGAUGCUCCCCCAGCACCGGGCCCUCCCUCUGGACAGCUCCCCCAACCAGUUCAGCCUCUACACGUCCCCCUCUCUGCCCAACAUCUCCCUAGGGCUGCAGGCCACCGUCACCGUCACCAACUCGCACCUCACCGCCUCCCCAAAGCUGUCAACGCAGCAAGAGGCCGAGAGGCAGGCCCUCCAGUCCCUGCGGCAGGGUGGUGCGCUGACGGGCAAGUUCAUGAGCACAUCCUCCAUCCCGGGCUGCCUGCUGGGUGUGGCGCUGGAGGGCGACACGAGUCCCCACGGGCACGCCUCCCUGUUGCAGCAUGUGCUGCUGCUGGAGCAGGCCCGGCAACAGAGCACCCUCAUUGCCGUGCCACUCCACGGGCAGUCCCCACUGGUGACAGGCGAACGUGUGGCUACCAGCAUGCGGACGGUAGGCAAGCUCCCACGACAUCGGCCCCUGAGCCGCACGCAGUCCUCGCCGCUGCCGCAGAGCCCCCAGGCCCUGCAGCAGCUGGUCAUGCAGCAGCAGCACCAGCAGUUCCUGGAGAAGCAGAAGCAGCAGCAGCUGCAGCUGGGCAAGAUGCUCACCAAGACUGGGGAGCUGCCUCGGCAACCCACCACCCACCCUGAGGAGACUGAGGAGGAGCUGACAGAGCAGCAGGAGGUGCUGCUGGGGGAGGGAGCCCUGACCAUGCCCCGGGAAGGCUCCACCGAGAGUGAGAGCACCCAGGAGGAUCUGGAGGAGGAAGAGGAGGAGGAGGAGGAGGAGGAAGAGGAGGAGGAGGAAGACUGCAUCCAGGUCAAGGACGAGGAGGGCGAGAGUGGUGCUGAGGAGGGACCUGAUCUGGAGGAGUCCAGUGCUGGUUACAAAAAGGUGUUUUCAGAGGCCCAGCCCCUGCAGCCACUACAGGUGUACCAGGCACCCCUCAGCCUGGCCACUGUGCCCCACCAGGCCUUGGGCCGCACCCAAUCCUCACCCGCUGCCCCUGGGGGCAUGAAGAGCCCCCCAGACCAGCCCACCAAGCACCUCUUCACCACAGGUGUGGUCUAUGACACAUUCAUGCUGAAGCACCAGUGCACGUGCGGGAACACACACGUGCACCCCGAGCACGCUGGCCGGAUCCAGAGCAUCUGGUCUCGGCUGCAGGAGACAGGCCUGCUGAGCAAGUGUGAGCGGGUCCGGGGCCGCAAGGCCACACUGGAUGAGAUCCAGACGGUGCACUCCGAGUACCACACCCUGCUCUAUGGGACCAGCCCUCUCAACCGGCAGAAGCUGGACAGCAAGAAGCUGCUCGGCCCCAUCAGCCAGAAGAUGUAUGCCAUGCUGCCGUGUGGGGGCAUUGGGGUGGACAGUGACACUGUGUGGAACGAGAUGCACUCCUCCAGUGCCGUGCGCAUGGCGGUGGGCUGCCUGGUGGAGCUGGCCUUCAAGGUGGCUGCAGGAGAGCUCAAGAAUGGAUUUGCCAUCAUACGGCCCCCAGGACACCACGCUGAGGAGUCCACAGCCAUGGGAUUCUGCUUCUUCAAUUCUGUAGCCAUCACAGCAAAACUCCUGCAGCAGAAGUUGAACGUUGGCAAGGUCCUCAUCGUGGACUGGGACAUCCACCACGGCAACGGCACCCAGCAGGCGUUCUACAACGACCCCUCUGUGCUCUACAUUUCCCUCCAUCGCUAUGACAACGGGAACUUCUUUCCAGGCAGUGGGGCGCCUGAAGAGGUUGGCGGAGGCCCGGGCGUGGGGUACAAUGUGAACGUGGCAUGGACAGGAGGUGUGGACCCCCCCAUCGGAGAUGUGGAGUACCUGACAGCCUUCAGGACAGUGGUGAUGCCCAUUGCCCACGAGUUCUCCCCUGACAUGGUCCUGGUCUCCGCCGGCUUUGAUGCUGUCGAGGGACAUCUGUCUCCGCUGGGUGGCUACUCUGUCACCGCCAGAUGUUUUGGCCAUUUGACCAGGCAGCUGAUGACGCUGGCAGGGGGCCGGGUGGUGCUGGCCCUGGAGGGAGGCCACGACUUGACCGCCAUCUGUGAUGCCUCUGAGGCCUGUGUCUCGGCUUUGCUCAGCGUGGAGUUGCAGCCCUUGGAUGAGGCAGUCUUGCAGCAAAAGCCCAACGUCAACGCAGUGACCACACUAGAGAAAGUCAUUGAGAUCCAGAGCAAACACUGGAGCUGUGUGCAGAGGUUUGCGGUGGGUUUGGGCUGUUCCCUGCGGGAGGCCCAGGCUGGUGAGUCGGAGGAAGCUGAGACUGUGAGCGCCAUGGCCUUGCUGUCGGUGGGAGCUGAGCAGGCCCAGGCUGCUGCCGCCCGGGAGCACAGCCCCAGGCCAGCAGAGGAGCCCAUGGAGCAGGAGCCUGCCCCGUGACACCCUGGCCCCACCCUUCUGGGCUUCAUCAUUGUGAUUUUGUUUAUUUUUUCUAUUAAAAACAAAAAGUCACACAUUCAACAACGUGUGCCGUGUGGGUCUCUCAGCCUUGCCCCUCCUGCUCCUCUAAGCUGCCUCAGGCCUAUCCCCCCCACCCCCCUCCCCAACUGGUCCCCAUCUCAGUUCUGGAAGUUUGUUCCUUCCAGGGAGGGUAUACUUUCCAGCCCCUCCCCACAUUGUAGCCUACACCUACUUUCCCGCAAUCUGUCCUUUUCCCCCUUGGAGCUUGGGGCAGCUCAAGGUGGCAUGGAGGCCAGGACAGUGCCCUCAGGUUCUGGGGUCUCCCUGAGGGAGGAGGGAGCAGUAAGUUCGGUGCCGUGGCUCCAGCUGAUCUGGGGGGAAAUGCCUUAAUUCUACCCUCAGGGGAGGGUCUAGAGGGUCCCUAUAGUACUAAGGUGUAGGCUGGAGGGGAAGUGGGCCCCACCUUUACCGCUAUUGCCUUCCCCUUUCCUCUCCUGGCCUCAGCGCCCAGGGGAGUGCUCAUGCCACAGAUGUAGGCCUGAGGUCUGCAGGCAGGGCUUUUCCCCUUUCCAGGGGUGGAGUGGAGAAAGUGUAUGGGGAGGGAUGGGAUGGACCCUGGGUUCUGAGGGCCCAGGAGGAGCCGCAGAACCAGGCCUGCUGCCCACCUGACUAUUAGCCUCCCUGCCCCUCUGCUGGUACAGCCUGGGGAGGGGAAGAAGGUGGUCCCUGCAGGGGGUGCUCCAGGCUGAUGAGAGCCCCCCUGCUGAUCAGGACCAGAUUUCCCCCAACCAUCCGGUGUGCUUCCGCAGAAGGGUCAGCAGUCCUUUGUUUUGAAGCCUGGGGAUGGUGAGAGUGAGGUUCUAGAAGAGGCAAGGACAGUGCCAGAACCCAAGAACUCAGGAGUCUGCCCUCAGCUGGAGCUUCCCUCCUUCUGGGCUCCCUUUGCUGGCCUUGACCAAGGAAGCUACGAGCAGGAGAGGGCUGGGCGCUGCCCCUUCUUUCCUAGGAGCCCUGUCUGUGUCCAGGGGCUGGGGGCCCACAAGGCUUCCAGGGAAUGCCAUCCAGCUGUUAGGAAACCAAAGAUGAGAAGUGGCUCCUAGGAGGCUGAGUCUUCCUCCUCCUCCCCAACACCACAUACACUUUCUUUCCCCCAAUCCCCAGGGCUCCACCAGUCUGUUUACAUAUUUAUUAUCCUAAUACGGGCUUGAAUAGGGUUGAGGGAGCCAGAGGGAGGGGCAGGAGUCCCUUUAUGUUGGUUUGUUGUGCGCUGUGUCUUGUGUCUUGUGUGUUACAGAUCCUACUGGGGAUGGGGCUGGGGCUGGCCCAGUGUACCAGGCUUGCCCAUGCGGAGCCCCAGGCGCCAGGCCCCUCACCUCCCUUUCCUGUGGCCAGUCUGGUUCUCAUGUAAACCCCCUUGCUUUGUUUCCCUGGAUAUGGAUUUCAGUUAAGUAUUUUGUAACCUACUACACUGUAUGUCCUUGUGUAAAUAAACUUGUUUCUGGCAGUGCCUUCUGGGGCCAGUGUCUCUGUUCUCUGGGCUCCCAAAUGGAGUAGAGGUUCUCAUUCUCCCGGGCCAAAAAAUCUACUCUGCUUUUUCCCAGCCCCUGGACUAGAAGCCAAUUUAGGCAACAGGUAGGAUGGGGUAGGGGUGGGGUUCCUGUCCUGUAGCUGAAAGACAUGGUCUCACUGCCUGUGGCCACAACAUCUCACGGGACCUCCCGUGUGGCCUAGGCCUGACAGAUCACAACUGAACCCAGAGCCCUUCUCUGUCGCUGUGACUCUGCCUCUGUAGAAUGAGGAUUGCAGAGGGGGCAGCCUGGCCAGGGUCCACCUGCAUUCAUGCUGGCAAGUUCAGUGGAGAGACAAGAAAGGAAUCCAGAAAUGUUCAAGGGCUUUAUUGGGGCCUCCUUGAGACACCCCUCACAGUGCUGCAGGAACCGCUGGUCUUGCCAUUGCUCCUGCUCUUUAGGGGCUUGGGAGGGAAGGCAGGAGAAGACCAGCCUCUCUGGGAGAGAAAAGGCUCUCUUUUGGGGCUAAGACCAGGUGGUGGGAGAAGUUGGGGAAAUUCAAAGUAAGCCUGUUGGGAUCUGGACACUCAGAAGGGAUGGGGCUGCCUGGAAGGCAGAGGUAGAGGAGUGUUGGCUUUGGGAGGGAAGGUAGUGGAAGGAAGUACUUGGACGUCAGGAAGAAUGGAUGGGUGGGGCUUCCUGGGCACUGAACAAGUGUACCACCCAGGGCACGAGGGCCAGGACCAGGCAUGGCCAGAGGGUGAAUUUGAGGAAAUUGAAGAUGUAGAAGAGGCUGACCUGAGGGGCAUGGCCCAGCCAGUCCAGGGGACCUAGCAGCACCAUGGCCAGCACAAAACAGGCAAUCUUCUGGCCAUUUCCCAGGUGUGCCCGCCGUACCUGGGCAUAACAGGGAGAGUGCAAGGCAAUGCCCAGACCCAGGGCGGCACCUGAAUCACGGCUCAGGGAGGCAAAGGGCCGGCUGUCCACAUGCAACCACUCAGGUCGCUCACACCACUUGGAAGCUAGGUUGAUGGACC